AAAAAGUCAAGUUUGCCAAAGCUGUGCUGUGCUCAGUGCCAGCGUUCAGCAGCUUUCCUUUGUGCAUUCAGCGUGCAUGUGUGUUUAUAGGACAGCGUGUAUAUAGACAGCGUGACAGGGCUGAAAAACAUCACGCAGAUCUGGCAACCUUGUGCCCGGUGUGGAGAAAACCGCUGGAGCGGCGACAUCAAACGACACUGAUUUUGUUUGAUCUUUGAUCUUCUUUUUUUCUGGUUGUCCGUUUUGUUCAUGGGUUGCGGUGGAAGCCGGAGCGAUGCCAUCGAGCCCAGACGCCAUGAGAGCUGGACCAGAGAGACCGAGUCGACGUGGCUCACCAGUACAGACGCCGAGGGUCCUAACAACAGCAUCAGUAAAGGUGUGGAAGCACGAUCUUCUCUGUCUUCUAAAGACAAAAGAAUGGUUAACACAGGGAUACAGUGUGGAAAACCACCCUUAACCUCUAGCACAUGUACAAAUCAUCAGAGAAGCCAGCAAACGAAGCUGGAGAGCGUCCAAGAAAGCGACUGUUCCCUCAAAUGAUGUUUCUCGAAGCAGUGACGCAGCCUCAGACCCAGCAAAGCCAAAAUGGAGUUGAAGGAGUUCAUUCAUACAUGAAAAGGAGAGUAACAAAGAUUUUGGUCUGGUGAUAUGACUGUAAUCAGGGGCUUGAGCAGGUUUCAGCAGUCAAGAGAAAGGACACAUUAACAUCCCCCAGCAUACUCUCUGAAACAAAUGGCUCUGUUAUACUUUAAUGCCUCCAUCCUAAGGUUAAGCUGCAAGGAAAGAACCAAUAGUAUAGUCUAGGCCCAUAAAAAGCCGAUUCCAACUUGGCUAGUAAUCAUUUAGCAAAAAGUCUAGAUGUAUUUAUUCCCAUUUUUUGGGCCAACCGCUUUGCACAUACUGUAUAAGGACUGAACGCACUGUGAGCAGUGAAGGGCUUUUGUAAUUUGUGCUGCGUAUGUGUGUUUUUUUUCCCUUGUGUGAAAGAAAUGAGUUACUUAACAUGAAUUAUGUAUUCAUGAAUCAUGAAUUACUUACUUACUUCCAACAAACUAAAUCACAGUGACAUUAUCGGACAUGUCAAUAAGGUUACUAUUGUAAUGCUUCUUUAUUUAAUGAAUAUGAGUGGAAUGAUGGAACAGUCAUGAUGUUAACAUUUAAGUUUCUUGUGGUAUCAGGUAACAAACAACAUUUAAUGACAUAAAAACUAAUAACAGCAUAUGGAAAUAAGUUUUUUUUUUGUUAAUUAACAGAAAAGAUGCAGCAAGGCAGAGCAAAACGUAUCGUAUUUCAGACAUCAUCAUACCAGUAUACCAUCACACUCCCAGCUAUAAUUGUUAAUUAAAAUAGCUGCCUUUUAUUAAGUAUUCUUAAUAUAUCUACAAAUUAGUGUGUACUGUGUACGUUACUACGUUAUUUAGUUUUAUUUAUUUUUUCUUAAUUAUAGGCCUUGUGUCUCUUAAAUUGAUGGACCUCAAUAUUACUGAAUCAUAAAUCAGUGACAUUCAUAUUCAUAUGUGCUUUCUCUUGGUUUGAAAAUAAUUCAUUAUAUAAAUGCUCGAUUGGUAAAAUCUACCCGAUGACUAGGAUACAUGCACAGGCUCGUCUCUAAUUAAUAUAUUCAAACCACUUCAAAUUACAGUGUGCUUUGCGCUUUUGUGUGAUGUGUGAAUUAUAAUGUUUACUUUCAAAAUAAAGAAUGAGAUGGUGU
This is a messenger RNA of Tachysurus fulvidraco (yellow catfish), 1711 nucleotides long. RefSeq names its product brain and acute leukemia cytoplasmic protein. Gene Ontology annotation, cellular component: cytoplasm. The record is from RefSeq and is a predicted model, not a curated record. The coding region runs from base 250 to 540 and encodes 96 amino acids. The transcript has 3 exons. NCBI's taxonomy places the organism in Eukaryota, Metazoa, Chordata, Actinopteri, Siluriformes, Bagridae.